AUGAAGUCUCCGAUGGCUACAGUAAACAAGAGUUCCUCAUCUUCCGGGGCUACGGAAAACUCCAUCAAUUCUGGCUCCAACAGCAGUCAAGCAUCCAACAACAAACCUGGCUCAGUGUCCCAUGGAUCUUUUUCUAAUCCCGCAUUUCCUGCCAAUGCUAGAUACUCAAGAAACUUAUCGUUUGGCACAUUAUUCCAGAAUUUGAACUCUGCCACUGGUGACGGCAGAGAUGAUUCACUAUCGUUCUUGCCCCAACUAAACGAAAAUGUAUCACUUGGUCUGCGAAACAAUUCGUUAAUGAACUUCAACAAUCAAGACCUUAAUUUCAAUAUUUCAUCAUCAUCAGCAGCAGCAGCAGCGCCACCAACAACAACAUCAACACCUUCAACAACAACAUCAACUAACCCUCAUAAUAUAUCAAACCCAAAUAACCCCACAGUCAACGCACAAAACAGUCCUGGUAGUAAUUCGCAUUCACCAAUUCAACAGCCGUCUCAGUCACGAAAAUCAUCAAUUACUGGCGCACUUUCUUCGAACAACACCAAUUCUUCUUCGCAACCGGCACAUUAUCACGAAAGACUCCCUUCAUUCUAUAGUUCUGGAGGGUCUUCUUCAGGAAAUCCCGGCCCGAUAUUCAAUACUGAAGUUUUUUCAAACCAUGGACUGAAUAGCUCAUCAACUGGUAAUGCCACUGGGUCUUCCACGAUAUCGGCAGGUGGUGGGAAUCACAAUCCAGGGAGUUCUCGAAACCCGUCUCUAAAUAAUAUCUUUAGUUAUCCAGGUGAUGUCCAAUCACCUCCAGGUGCAGGGUUCUAUCAUCGACCAUCAAUUGGUAGCUUUAACUUUGGCAAUGUUGGGAGAAGAAACUCGAAUUAUUUACCAAGUCUAGGAAUGGGAGACAUAAAUAGUGAUUUCGACAAUUUUUUCAAGCGUGACAGUGUUAUGAAAGGGAUGAGUGGUGAUUUACAAUUUGCCCCACAAGUAUCUAGAAAUAAUUCGACCGACGUCAAAGGGAAACCGGAGAGUUACCUUCUGGAUAACGUGAACAUCAACCAACAAGAACUGAAACUUUUCCCAAUUAAUGAAAGAGAUGCUGCCAAUCAAAGAAAGCACCAACGGCAGACGUCUGGCGAAUAUGGUGAUCGAAAGCGUCUUAGGCAAACAAAAUUGAAAAACGUAAACGAAUCUGCUUAUAAUAAUGUACUGCAAGACCAACUACAACAGUUACAGACGGUGCAACAACAACAACAACAACAACAGCAGCAGCAGCAGCAGCAGCAGCAGCAACAACAACAACCUCCAAUACCCCAAAGAAUUCAACAGGCUCGUACCGUUCCUCCUCCAAAAUAUCAAUUUCCCAAACCAGUUGGUAACACCACUGGUCAGAAGACCAGUGCCGGUACCCCACCAAUACCUCAGACUACUCCGCCAAAUAGUUCUUUGAUGAUGGCUCCAACUUCUGAUAAACAAGAAUUCAAAAGUCCAUCUCAACAAGUAGUAUCAGGAACUCAAGCCCAACAGUUAUUGCCAGUCAAAGAUGCUGGACCGCAAACCGAGGAUGGCAAACCACUUUUGGGUGCUACUAAAGUUGACCAGCUUAUGCUUGUAAUUCAGGCGCGGGCUAAAGGGGUAAAAAAGCAAAUCCAACAGGCUCCUGAUGGCCUGAUUCUUAAUGAUGGUGAAGUACUUCCUCCAACUAUUGAACUUGUGGGAGGCAUUGAUAAAAUCAAAUCCCGAGCAAACGCCAAGAAGAAGUACCAGUGUAAAUAUUGUUUCAAGAAUUUCACCCAGUCUACCCAUCUUGAAGUUCAUCUUAGGCUGCACAUUGGACUUAAACCAUUUAAGUGUGAACAUUGUGGGAAAACUUUUACUCAAGGCGGGAAUUUACGAACCCAUUUAAGAUCUCAUACUGGGGAAAGACCGUUCAAAUGUGAUGAAUGUGGCCGAUGCUUUUCUCGUAAAGGUAAUUUAGCGGCUCAUAAGUUGACUCACUCGCACAUCAAGCCAUUUGAAUGCAAACUUGAUAAUUGCGAUAAGGCAUUCACCCAACUUGGGAAUCUUAAAGCCCAUCAGAACCGAUUCCAUUCCCAAACCGUUCUUGAACUUACUAAUCGCCUUGCCACUCUCGGAGAAGACCUUUAUCAUCUUCCUCCAGAUGAGAGGUCAACCAUUGAAUAUUUUUUGAAUAUUUAUAAGAAUCUGAACAAGGGAAUCAAGGGACGUGGAAGGAAAGGAAUGGGUAAGGCCAAUGCUAGAAAUAAAGAAAUUGACAAAUUCCAGCAAGCAAACGAUCAACUGGACCCAACCGGUGAUCGUGCCAUGCUCCCUCCUGGCACUCAGGUACCGGGGCAAUUUGAUGGUAAUGAGUAUCCUACGACUUUAGGUGGUGCAGCACCGGGGGCUCAAUCAGGGUAUUAUCUUCCACCACCAGGCCAAACACAAAUGGGAAUAAAUUAUCGAGUGAAUCUUGCACCAGGAUAUGGGUUCAAUGGCAAUCCCCCACCAUCCUAA
Molecule: messenger RNA, 2511 nt
Organism: Saccharomycopsis crataegensis
Lineage: Eukaryota; Fungi; Ascomycota; Saccharomycetes; Ascoideales; Saccharomycopsidaceae
Product: C2H2-type zinc finger protein
Exons: 1
Coding region: 1-2511 (836 amino acids)
Biological process (GO): regulation of transcription by RNA polymerase II
Cellular component (GO): nucleus
Molecular function (GO): RNA polymerase II cis-regulatory region sequence-specific DNA binding; DNA-binding transcription factor activity, RNA polymerase II-specific
Source: RefSeq, a predicted model, not a curated record